AUGCGUCGCUGGGGGAGGGAAGGACAGUCCGAUGCAACGAGUGUCACGGAGAAAAAAUCCUUCUUCAGGCGUCUCAUGGGGAGCAGAAGAUCGCCCGGUGAGGACGCCAAGUAAGUCGGAUGGAUAAGACAAUGAUGACUUUUAACGUGGUGCAUAUGUGAAGAUAAUGGUUUUAGGACCGCGAGAAGUCCCAGAACUCCCUCUCGGAGGAAGAAAGGAAAGAAAGACAAGACUGUCACUGAAGAGGAGGCCAUUUCCAGUGGAGUCAAAACUAAAGAAAUCAGCAGCAUCCAAACCGAGUAAGAAUAUUUUUAUCCCUCAAGAUGGCUAGCGCCUAUCUCAUUAGAUCCAAACUGACCUAUCUAGUCAUAAACUAUCUUUCUAUCGACACAAAAAUGAUUUUAUUAUAUUGUCGAUGAUGACUGUUUGCUGUUUCAUAAGGGAAUUUAAUCUUGCAAAUCGAUCAAUUUCAGUCCAGAAAAUGGUCCGACGGUCUUUGUGUCCGUCAACACCACCAUGCGUCCCUUUGUUGAGCCCUUGAAUCGUUCCAAAAAAGCCCUGAGGGAAAACGUCAAAUCCCCAAACCCCAAGAGUUCCAGCAGUGUCCACACUGCAGGAAGCAGUAAUUCCAAGACUCCGAAUUCGAGAAGUACUACUAGCAACGCUAUUAGUGGCAAGAGCUCAAAAAGUUUGAGAAGUGCCAAGGAGAUGAGUACCAAGAAAGAGAGGAAGAAGUUUGAAGGGAAGAGAAAAUAA
Bursaphelenchus xylophilus (pine wood nematode) is the source of this 756-nucleotide messenger RNA. The record is from the annotation of a GenBank genome assembly. Lineage: Eukaryota; Metazoa; Nematoda; Chromadorea; Rhabditida; Aphelenchoididae.